Pygoscelis adeliae (Adelie penguin) is the source of this 3669-nucleotide messenger RNA. RefSeq names its product formin homology 2 domain containing 1 (gene FHOD1). The transcript has 24 exons. Gene Ontology annotation, biological process: actin filament network formation; cortical actin cytoskeleton organization. Gene Ontology annotation, cellular component: cytoplasm; cytoskeleton. Gene Ontology annotation, molecular function: actin filament binding. The record is from RefSeq and is a predicted model, not a curated record. Lineage: Eukaryota; Metazoa; Chordata; Aves; Sphenisciformes; Spheniscidae. The coding region runs from base 1 to 3669 and encodes 1222 amino acids.
AUGGGGCCGCUUCCUCCCCUGCAGUCACAGGGCUGUGAGCUGGCAGCCCAGCGCCACAACCGCAACGGCUCCUCCGCGCCAGCCUACGCCCGGCGUCCACAGCCGCCACAGCCGCUGGAGGACUGCACGCUGCAGGUCUCGCCCUCCGGACACUACCUGGACCUCGACUUGUCCCUCCUGGAGCAGAAGGAUGAUCUGGAGGGUUUCUACGAGGAAGUCAGGAAGGGGAGACGGCCGACCCUGAUCCUGCGCACGCAGCUCUCCGUCCGAGUCCACGCCAUCAUCGGGUCCAUGAACCACAACGAGACCGUCCAGUGGCUGUACACGCUGUCAGGAAGCCCGUUUCGCCUGGUGGUGAAGAUGGCGCUGAAGCUGCUGCUGGUGUUCGUGGAGUACACGGAGGCCAACGCCCUGCUCCUCAUCCUCGCCGUCAACGCUGUGGACCAGGCGAGAGGCGCGUGCCCGUGGUCCAACCUGAUGGCCAUCCUGGAGCAACGCAACGGGGCUGACACGGAGCUGCUGGUGUUCGCCAUGACGCUGAUCAACAAGACGCUGGCAGCCCUCCCAGACCAGGACACCUUCUACGACGUGACGGACUGCCUGGAGCAGCAGGGCAUGGAGCGGGUGGUGCAGCAGUACCUGGGCAGCAAGGGCACCGACCUCGACUUGAAGCAGCAGUUCUCGCUCUACGAAAGAGCUCUCCAGCUGGAGGAUGGGGUGGAGGAGCUGCUCCCGGGGGGACGCAAGGAGCGGAGGAGGACGGAUGAGGGCCGGCGUGGGUGGCGAUCCCAGGGUGGCUGCCCAGAGCCCAGCCCUGAUGCCCAGCCGCUGCUGGGGUCCCCUGGCACCCCAAAGGAGCCCCCCACCGAGGACACCCCAGCUGUCCCCGUGCCGAGCAGCCCCGAGCGGAGGAGGACGGAUGAGGGCCGGCGUGGGUGGCGAUCCCAGGGUGGCUGCCCAGAGCCCAGCCCUGAUGCCCAGCCGCUGCUGGGGUCCCCUGGCACCCCAAAGGAGCCCCCCACCGAGGACACCCCAGCUGUCCCCGUGCCGAGCAGCCCCGCAGAACCCUGUCCUGUCAGUGUCUACAACAGCGCGUCCAGCGUGCGGCUGGCCCUGGCCUCCCCUCCAGCUGAGAAGGAGCAGCCCCCGGGCCCGGGCGAGCGCAGCAUCUACAAGCUGCACCAAACUGCCCCUGUCUGGCGGGAGGAUGCCCCCUCCUUGCGUGGGGACAAGCCUAUUUUGAGGAAGUUUGAAGCUCGCUUCUUGGAGAACCUGGCCGCAGCCCAGAAGGAGAAGAUCUCUUCCAUGGCCAAGGGACGGCUCGAUGUCCUCAGUGAUACCAUGCUGGAGCAUCCCACCGCUCUCACGUGGGACAGGGACAGCGGCACCCCUGAGCCUGGGAUGGUGCCACCCAGCAUAAGGUCUCGCCUGGCUCGGCUGGACACCACCGACUCCUGUAGCACCAUUUCCUCCGACACCAAGUUUAUGCUGGACAAACUCUAUGCCAAGGGCUCCUCGGAGCCGGGGAGGGAGAAGGUCUUCCCUGAGGUCCCGUCGUCCCCCCUGGUCCAGAGUGAGGUGGAGAUGGACGCCGAGGGAGGUGGCAGCCGGGAGCAGGAGGGUGCCUGGCUCCAUGGCAGGGCCCCAGACGGGCCAGUGGCCAGCGCCCACGCCAAGCUGGCGCGUGCCAUGUCCAGCGUAGAUGCUGAGACCCACACUCAGAAGCUGGAGAACACUGGCAUGAUGCCUAUCAAGAAGGACAUGGAGCUGACGUGGGAGCGCCUGGAGGCCAGCCCCGGGCAGCUGAAGAUCAAGGACCUGGACUUCACUGAUUUGGGGGAAGAAGAAGACUUUGACAUCCUGGACACGGCGCCCAUGGCCAACGGCUCCUUCCUUCAUCCCGGCAUCGAAGCAACGAGCGCUGGAGCUCUCAUGGUUCCCCCGCCACCUCCUGCGGUCCCUGGCUGCCCACCACCUCCACCUCUACCUCCUGCGGUCCCUGGCUGCCCACCACCUCCACCUCCACCCCCUGCGGUCCCCAGCUGCCCACCCCCACCAGGGCUGCCAGGCCCCUCAGCAAUGGAUGGCCCCUCCCAGGCCAAGAAGAAGAGGACAGUGAAGCUCUUCUGGAAGGAGCUGAAGCAGCUGGAUGGCACCGUGGGGCCAGGCAGGUUUGGCCAGGUGACACUGUGGGCGUCCCUGCAGAACGUCGAGGUCAAUGCUGCCAAACUGGAGCAUCUCUUUGAGUCACGGUCAAAGGAAGUGCCAACUUCAAAGAAGGCCAUCGAUGGGAAGAAGGUGGUGGUGGUGCUGGACCCCAAGAGGAGCAACGCCAUCAACAUUGGCCUCACGGUGCUGCCACCCGUGCACAUCAUCAAAACAGCUGUGCUCAACUUUGACGAGUUUGCAGUCAAUAAGGAAGGGAUUGAGAAAAUCCUGACCAUGGUCCCGACCGAGGAGGAGAAGCAGAAGAUCCAGGAGGCCCAGUUGGCCAACCCUGAUGUGCCCUUGGGCUCUGCGGAGCAGUUCCUGCUUGCCCUGUCUUCCAUCAGCGACCUCACAGCCAGGCUCCAGCUCUGGGCCUUCAAGCUGGACUACGAGAGCCUGGAGCAGGAGAUUGCAGAGCCGCUCUUUGAUCUGAAGGUGGGCAUGGAGCAGCUGGCCAGAAAUCACACCUUCAAGUGCAUCCUGGCCACGCUGCUGGCCAUGGGCAACUUCUUGAACGGCUCCCAGAGCAGAGGCUUUGAGCUGGGCUACCUGGAGAAGGUCUCCGAAGUGAAGGACACGGUGCACCGGCAGUCCCUGCUCCACCAUCUCUGCCAGAUGGUGGUAGAGAAGUUCCCAGAAACCACUGACCUCUACUCAGAGAUUGCCUCCAUCACCCGCUCCGCCAAGGUUGACUUUGACGAGCUGGCCAACAGCCUGGUGCAGCUGGAGCGGAGGUACGGGGCCUCCUGGGACAACCUGAAGGUGAUUGCCAAGCACGAGACCAAGCCGGUGCUGAAGAGCAAGCUGACGGACUUCCUCAAGGACAGCACCCAGCGCAUUGUCAUCUUGAAGGUGGUGCACAGGCGCAUCCUCAACAGGUUUCACUCCUUCCUGCUGUACCUGGGGUACCCGGCGAGUGCAGCGCGGGACGUGAAGGUGACGCCCAUCUGCAAGCUGCUGCAGGAGUUCGCCCUGGCGUACCGCACCUGUCGGGAGAGCGUCCUGCAGCGGCAGAAGCCCGCCCCCCCCCCUGCCGUAGUGUCCAGCGGUCCCGAGGAGCAGAUGGAAGCGGGUCACGAGAGCAUGAAGAGCCUGCUGACCUCCCCCACGGACGCCCCUGCCCGCCGCAGCCGGGCCAGCCGGGGGACAGGGCACACCACCCCAGCUCAGGGCUCUCCAGCCCAGGAGGACGUUCCCAGCUCCCCAGACGACGCUUCGGAUGAAAUCAUGGACCGGCUGGUGAAAUCGGUGACACACAACGCCAAUCCCCGGCCCUGCGCCAACAAGGAGCGCAGGAGAUCUCGUGGCAAUAGGAAGUCCUUGAGACGGACGCUGAAGAGCGGGCUCAGCGAUGACCUGGUGCAGGCGCUGGGCCUGGGGCGGGCAUGCCGACAGGCUCCAGUGUCCCCCAUCGUCACCGCAAAGAAGGAUGGACCCACGUCCAUCCCAAGGGCUCUUUGA